CGAUGCACGUGCGUGCGAACGAGCGAGCAACGACGAAGAAGAAGAAGAAGAAGAAGAAGAAGAGAAGGAAGAGAAAGAUGCUCAGGCUGUUGAUCGUGGUAUCGAGCGUUUGUUGGGUGGCCAGGUGCGAUUUAUUGGACCUGUACGUCCAGCACAUGGACGAGACGAUGAAAACAUUGGCGUACAGGAGCAGGCAUCACGAGGGAACGAUCAAAGAUGCGAGGACGAAGAGAGGAGCCGUUCUCAGGGAGGAGCCGAUUCUCAGAAUCGGCACGUUCAAGAAGCAACGUUUGGACGUGGAUAAAGAGUGGUACGCGCAAUGGAAGGCGAAGAGGAAGCUGUUCCCUUACAAACAGGACGGCCUCGACUUUCCCAACUCGAGGGAGGAAAACUUGGACCCGAGUCAACACGAGUUGCUCAAACACGAUCGUAACCGGUCGCGAAUCCGAGAAUCCGAGGAGACGACCACGACGAAGAGCAGGCAAAACGCGAGCAACCACGAAACCAUGGACGACGAUAUCGAAGUUUCGAGGGAGGAAUCGACGAUACCGCGGCGAUUCAACGAUACCGCCGACGAGCAGCCGAUCGAGAACGAGUCGCGGGAGGAGACGAUAGAUUUUCCACGCGACAUCUCGAGGAGUGAUUCUGAAGUAAUCGACGAGGCGGCCGGUCGAAACGUCCCCCUCGACGACGAUCCUAUCCUGAAGAGGAUCCCAAAGUCGCGAGAUCGCGUCCCAAAGAAGUACGCGCCGCCGAUGGAUAAAUCGGCCAAGCUUUUUCGCGGUUACGCGAAACGCUUGGCGGGUUGGGGGGAGUUUGGGGGGAAUAAUCGUGGGAGAAGAAGCGCGAGAGAGGCGGCGAGGUUCACGAGGCGGGAGAGCUUGGACGACGACGGGGAAGUGGUCCUCGAGUGGGAUCCCUCGGACGAGGAGAUGGUCACUUUCAAGGUGACCGCGAAAACCUUGGGAUACGUCGGGAUCGGGUUCAACGAGAGGAACCACAUGAAGGGGGCCGACAUCCUGCUGGCGUGGGUCGACGAUCACACGGGCACCGUCAAUCUUUUGGACUCGCACGGGAUCGAGGAUCCAGAGGCGGCCCUGGUCACGGACACGUCUCAAGAUGUCAAAGUGCUGGGCGGUUCGCAGAACCAAACUCACACGAGCGUGAUCUUCUCGCGGAGCUGGCAGACCUGCGACCCUCAGGAUCAUCGGCUUACGGGAGACACGAUACGAGUUCUCUGGGCGCUUCAUUCGACCGAUCCCGAAUUAAAUACAGCGAUUUGGCCUGGCGACAAACGUGGUGGCAGAGCUUUGAGAUUGAAAACCCCUGCCCCUCACGCACCUCCCCGAUACACCGAGGAUAUCAAGCAUUGGGACGUGAAAUUGAAUCAGCCACCGGUUUCAGACAACGUGGACACCACCUACUGGUGCAAAAUUUUCAAGGCCCCUCACAAAGAGAAGCACCACAUGAUCGGGUACACGCCACUCGUGGAGAAGGAGAACGAGGAUCUGGUCCAUCAUAUAAUACUGUACGAAUGCGCCUCGACCCUGCCAAUCCUGGGCCAACACGCGAGAAUAGUCGGGGCGCCUUGUUACAGUCCAACGAUGCCACGAGAAUGGGAGUCCUGUUUGCAACCGGUGCUGGCCUGGGCUCGCGGCAGCACAGGAGAAUGGCUUCCGGAGCACGUCGGCAUUUCCAUUGCGGAGCAUUCAGAAGGUUCCUAUUACAUGCUGGAAGUGCACUAUAAUAAUCCUGGCAUGAGAAAGGUGGUGGAUAGCAGCGGGGUACGCCUUCACUUGACUCCGAAACUUCGUCCCCAGGAGGCGGGGAUCCUCGUCGCUGGGGUUGCCGUGAGCCCUCUUCAUCUCAUUCCUCCCAAACAAAAGGAAUACGCCACGGCGGGAUACUGCACCCCUCAUUGCACGCACACGAUGUUCCCAGAGAGUGGCGUCAACAUCGUUUCGGUGGUGCUGCACUCCCAUCUGGCCGGUCGCCGGCUAAGCCUGAAGCAUAUUCGGCAAGGCAAAGAGUUGCCGAGGAUAGUUCAGGACAAUCACUUUGAUUUCGAGUACCAGCAGUCUCACACUCUGGAGAAGGAAGUGAAGGUUCUGCCGGGCGACGAAUUGGUGGCCGAGUGCGUUUACGGAACUCUGGACAGAACGAAGCCUACCCUGGGAGGAUAUGCAGCGUCCCAGGAGAUGUGUCUGGCCUUCGUGGUGCACUAUCCGAGAACACCGCUCGCUGCCUGCUACAGCAUGACACCGUUGAAACAUCUGUUCAAAACUUUGGGGGUGUACAGCUUCAAAGGCGUCACCAUGGACCAUUUGGAGAAGCUUUUCCUAACGACCAGAACGGAUGCUGUAACCAUUCCUUCGACCGGCCAACAACAACUUCCUAUCUACCCCGCGACGAGGCCUAGCGAGGACGUCGACGAGGAGCUCAUAAGGGAGGCCAAGUCGGCGUUGAGGGCCGUGAAAGAUUACACCCUGGAACAGGAUAACGAAAAUGUUUUCUCCAGAUUGAUCAUCGAGGAGCCGGAAGAGUUCAGAGGUCGAACUUUGGCGGACCACAUGCUGGCGUUACCCUGGACGGAGGAACUUCUCGCAAGAGCUAUCGAGCAGAACCUGUAUCAUGGAAGGCACAUGACAUUUUGUAGAAAGAGGGACGAUAAGCUUGCUCUGCCGGCGGACAUACAAACGUUUCCUAAUUACACGGCAUUGCCGGAAGUAAAUGAAACGAUGUGCACGGAAAUGGCGAAACUAUCCAAUGUCGCAUCCUCGGGAAUCUGGUGCUUCGACAUCGCCACGUUCCUCGCGAUUCUAAUCGUGGCAAUCAUGCGGCGUACACGGCACGUCGCGUUACCAGUGAGGGCUUGGCACUACGUCGGCCUUCUGGUGGUCUCCCUCGCCUGCCUCACCUUGGGCCUCGUCUCCAGGGACAAGGAAGGCCGUGCAGGAAGUUUGGCGGGACCUGAAUUAAAACACCAAGCGCCUCACGAAGUGGAUGCCUGCCCCAACUUGACCCCUUUCACCAAGAUGCCUUCUUGCUCGAGCUUCGAGCAAGGCCAAACCAGGAUUUCGACGACGACCAUUGGAACUUCUGUCGCACCGAGACUGUCCCGAUCUCGUAGCUUGGAUCGCGUCUCCAGAUCUCGAGAAGAUGCUAGGAGCGUGGAGAGAUCGGAUAGACGGGGGACGAGGAUCGAGAACAAUUUCCAAGACCGCGUGAGACUCGAUCCUUCGACUCGAAACUCGAGGGUUGCGCAAGAUGUUGCCGAGAGAAGGUCGCUCGAGAGGUCCACCGAUUCGAACAGGCGACGAGAAAUAAACGGACGAGUAGAUGAUUCGCGAGAACGUCUCGCACGAUCUUUGGAACGAAGAGCUAAUCGUCGACUCGUGGAACAGAGAACGGAUCGCCGACUCGUGGAACGAAGAGCUGAUCGUCGACUUAUGGAACAAAAUGUUGAUCGUAGACUUAUGGACCAAAGAGCUGAUCGUCGAUCUAUGGAACGAAAAGCUAACCAACGUCUGAUGGAACAGAGAACUGAUCGCCGACUUAUGGAACAAAAACCUAACCAACGUCUCGUGGAACAAAGAGCUGAUCGUCGACUCGUGGAGCUAAGGACCGAUCGACGCGAGUUGAACUCAAAACGAUCUGCGAGACAAAGGCUUGACAUUGAUGGACAACGACGAAGUGGCACUACUCUUGUUGCAAGCGAUAUUCGAUCUAGCCAGAAGGAACAAAGACACGCUGAAAGAGUUUCAAUGCUUUCUCGAGAUAGAUCCCUAAACGAUGUUAAACGAGCUCGUUCCGUAGACAGAGAAUAUGUUCGCUCCACAGACAGAGAUUCUCGCUCUCGAAGACAAUCAAACUUCCGAGAUCUGUCGGAAGAUUCAACAUUUCUUCGAAGGCAUAUCCGAUCGUCAAGGGUUCAAGAACGCAAUUCCAGAAUUCCUGUUAAUACACGUUCAUUAGCAAUGCGAGAUAAAGUUUUAACCCAUAACAAUGAAUACAUACCUAGAAUGGGCGGCGCAGAAUUCCUGAAACAAGAGAGUCACGUUUCGUUCGAUAUUAUCCGUCAGGCAUUUGUAAUUGGUCUUUGUACAAUGUAUGGAUUAUCCAUUUUUUAUGGCAAACGAUCUUUCAUUCGCAACUUCGUGAGGCAGGCACCACAAUUCGUUCUAUGGUAGAAUCUCAUCCAAGAAGGAAUAACAAUUUGCUACUUCCAAGAUUUGCUUUUAAUCAUUGUCUUAGUAUAAUAUUUUUUGGCAUUGCUAUGUAUUUAAUAACAAGAAACUGUAUAUUAAUGUACAGCUGAUAAAUGUAUCCUGCAUAGAGAUAGAAAUGUGUCGCAUGUAUUUAAAAAUAUAUAUUUUGUCCGAAUAAAUUGUUCAAAUGAAAUUAAAC
Molecule: messenger RNA, 4407 nt
Organism: Apis florea (little honeybee)
Lineage: Eukaryota; Metazoa; Arthropoda; Insecta; Hymenoptera; Apidae
Product: MOXD1 homolog 1
Biological process (GO): norepinephrine biosynthetic process; octopamine biosynthetic process; dopamine catabolic process
Cellular component (GO): secretory granule membrane
Molecular function (GO): dopamine beta-monooxygenase activity; copper ion binding
Source: RefSeq, a predicted model, not a curated record